CAAGAGGAAAUCCUUAAGACUCUGAAAGCGACUGUUGGACUUUCCUCUGAAAUGGCUUUUUACCUUUGUUGAAGUUUCCUCCUUCCACUUUCCGGCCCAAUCUAUUUGCUUUUCCUUUCUUUCACAUUUAUGCCUUUCCCCAUCUUUACUCAUGUAUAUAUAUAUAUAUAUAUUUGAGAUUCAAGCUGAGAAAUCCAAACAGAUUAGUUCUAUUUCAAGAUAAGUCUACUGGGUAUUCUCAUUUUUGCACUGAAAUUCCUUGAUGUCCUUUCAUGGCCUUUCUUUGCUUUGGGGUAUCCUUUAUGUGCUUCCAUCCGAGCAAUUGAGAACAAUUCAAAUUCAGAGACUAAGAAGUUGGUCACAUAUUGGAUUGUCUUCUCUUUGAUUUCACUCUUUGAGAAUGCUUUCUUGAAGUAUCUUGUAAGGUUACUGUUCUGGCCACGCAUUAAGCUAAUGAUUGUCUGCUGGCUGGUUGUACCUCAAUUCGAAGGUGCCAUUUAUGUCUAUAAUCACUUUAUUCAUCCAUGCCUCUCCAUGAACCCACUAGUUGUCAUUGAUGAAUUCAAUAAAUGGAAGGAAUUCUUAUUCAAGAGAGAGAACUUUCUAGCUCAGGCAGAGAGAUAUAUAAACAAGAAUGGACCUGAAGCUCUGGAGGAACUUAUUGCUACCAAGAAAAAAAGCAAAAAGCCUAAUCAUGGCAUGGAAGAGUUCGAUGCUAUUCCAGUUAUGGCCAAGAAAGAAGUGGAGUGGUCAAAUAGCAAAGAGGCUAACAUUGUGCAGAAAGAUAAUAAAUCUAUGGAAGUAAUAGAGAAAAAGGAAGUGCCAACUGUCAAGAUGGUUCUAACAGAGCUUAUCCUUGAUCAGACUGAGAACAGGACAUCAGCCACUAAGGAGGAAACGGCAGUGGCAGUUGCAACAGUUAGAGAACUUCCUGAUAUUCCCAUGCCUAAGGAAGUCCGAAAGGAGUGGACUUGUGAUAUAUGUCAGUUAACUGUUCUAAAUGAGAAAACCUUAAAUUUACACCUUCAAGGAAAGAAACACAAGACUACUGUGGCACUGAAAGCAAAGAACCAGCCAAAUAUUGUCCCAGCUUCAACCACACAGAAAACUGAGCAGCCAAUAGAGGAGCCACAAAAGACUGUAUCCACCAAAGAAUGGAAACAAAGUACAACUACAAAUAAUGAGGGUGAACAGCAUGCCCAUUCAAUGAGUGUCUCAGCUUCAACUGCUAAAAUAUUUGAUCAGCCCUCAAAAGAGGAGCAUGAAAAAAGAGUUUCAAUGUCAAACAGUGCACUAGAACAGAAGAAUGAAGCUGUUAGUGAGGAAUAUUAUAGGUGCAACAUCUGUAAUACAAACUGCACUGGAGAGAAUGACUUGGCUUCGCACUAUAAUGGGAGGAAACACAAGGCUCGGAUUCAAUUACACAAUAAAUUGGUUGGGAUUGGGCAGGUCUGACCAAUAUUUUUGGUUCAUUUCACUCUCAGAGGAACCAUUGUGCUUGUUGCAGUAAAUAUGAAUAUGAAAAUGUUUGGCUGAAAGUUACUGUGUUUUUUUUACUCUUGAAUUUUAGCUGAUUGCAUUCACUGAA
Quercus lobata is the source of this 1588-nucleotide messenger RNA. Its product is annotated as zinc finger protein 385D-like. The record is from RefSeq and is a predicted model, not a curated record. Gene Ontology annotation, molecular function: nucleic acid binding; zinc ion binding. Lineage: Eukaryota; Viridiplantae; Streptophyta; Magnoliopsida; Fagales; Fagaceae. The transcript has 7 exons. Bases 454 to 1455 code for a protein of 333 amino acids.